Cyclospora cayetanensis is the source of this 1656-nucleotide messenger RNA. RefSeq names its product putative mediator of RNA polymerase II transcription subunit 12. NCBI's taxonomy places the organism in Eukaryota, Apicomplexa, Conoidasida, Eucoccidiorida, Eimeriidae. The annotation marks the transcript as partial. The transcript is spliced from 10 exons. The record is from RefSeq and is a predicted model, not a curated record.
GUGAAGCUGCAGACGCUGCAGCAGGAGCUACAACACUCGCAGCAGCGGCUGCAGGAGCAGCAGAACGGAAUGCAGGGGGCCGCUCCAUCCAGCAGUCUUCCACACCAGCGCCUUCGUAGCCCACAAGGGGUCCCUUCGCUGCACCAACAACAGCCUUUCCAGCAACAGGAGCACAUGUCGCCCCUGCCCCGGCAGCAACAGUGGCAGCCAGCGACCCCUCAUGAGGCAGCACACACACUAAAUCACCGAAGCCUUGGGAACCAAUGCGGGCCCUGUGGGAGCCUCACUCGCGCUAUCAACGGUUCAUGCCAUUGGCUGACGCAGCCCGAGUCUGGCGUGCCAAGCUGCGCAGAGGAGAGCAUCUCCGACGAGACGCUUUCCGGGCAGCAGCAGCAGCUGCAACAGCAACAGCUGCUGCUACAGCACCAGCAGAUGCAACAGCAACAGCAGAUGCAACAGCAGCAGCAGAUGCAACAGCAGCAGCAGAUGCAGCACCUGCAUACAGCGCAUCAGGACAGAGAUACAUCUCUUCCCCAGCAGUUUUUGUGCGAGCCCUGCAUUGUGGAAAAAGUUGUGGAGGUCCCUCGCGUGGAGUACGUUGAAAAGAUCACUGAAGUUCCUCAGGUGCAGCUGCGUGAGAAGAUUGUGGAGGUUCCUCAUGUGGUGCAGCAAGAGAAGAUUGUGAAUAUUCCGAAGGUUGUUGUACAGGAGCGAAUUAUUGAGGUUCCGGUAGAGAAAUAUGUUGAGCGGGCAGUAGAAGUCCCUCAAAUUCAGCAGCGCGAACGCAUAGUGGAGCUACCCCAGGUGUUGCACCAGGAGGUGAUUGUGCCAGUUCCUAAAGUGCAUGUGGUUGAGAAGAUCGUUCCGAGAUACAAGCACAUUGAAGUUCAAAAGACAGUGGAAAUCCCGAGAAUUCAGUAUAGAGAGGUGCCGGUUGAGAAAAUCGUGGAGGUCCCCCAAGUGCAGGUGCAGUAUUUGGACGUAACCGUGCCAGUGCCUCAGCGGCGGCUUAAUGUGAUCCAAACGCAGAAGAUUGUUGAAGUCAAACAACAGCAAGUCGUAGAACGGCGCGUGAAGGUUCCCACACCGCAUUACGUGUACAAGCAGACUCCCGUCCCUGCUCCUCCAAAGACAGUGUUCAAGGAAAUUCCGAAACCUACCCCGAGAUACGUAAAGAUACCGCAGCCUCAAGACGUCUACGAGGAGAUCGAAAAACCCGUCUUUGUCACGAAGUAUGUGCAGCGAGAAGUACCUGUGUACACCGAGAGGAUUGUGGAGGAAGCCGUCCCAGUGGAGGUGCCGCGUGAGGUGACGCGCCCCCGACCGGUUCCGGUGUACAGACAGGUAGAACGGCCCGUGGCUGUGCCGCUGCCCGUGGCGGCAGGAGACCCUCUCAUUCGCACAGAGUCAGGGCUAGUGCCUCUGAGAGACUUUGUGGCAGAGCACCAUAUCGUCAACGUUAUGCAGCAGCAGCAGCAGCCUCCACCAGGGCGAAGGCAUGCAGUUGCAACUGCAGCAACCGCCGUAUCAGCAACCAAGACAGCAGCAGCGCCACCACCCCUUCCACCACCAUUCCUGGGUGCAGCAGCACCACUCUCAACAGCAAUCACGAACUCCGACAGCGAAGGCACAGCCUGCGAGACUGCUCGCGCCUGA